Messenger RNA from Plectropomus leopardus (leopard coralgrouper), 953 nucleotides. RefSeq names its product STING1 ER exit protein 1 (gene steep1). NCBI's taxonomy places the organism in Eukaryota, Metazoa, Chordata, Actinopteri, Perciformes, Serranidae. Gene Ontology annotation, biological process: endoplasmic reticulum to Golgi vesicle-mediated transport; endoplasmic reticulum membrane organization. The record is from RefSeq and is a predicted model, not a curated record.
AAACGUCUCAAACCAGUGUUUCCGUGUUUUCGUCGUCAUGUCGUCUCAACAAUAACAUUUUAUCAGACGUUUCUAGUAUCAUCAGACAUUUAAGCGUCCAGACAUGCCGAAGGUGGUGUCCAGGAGUGUGGUGUGCUCGGACACCAGAGACAGAGAGGAGUACGACGACGGAGAGAAGCCGCUGCAUGUUUACUACUGCCUGUGCGGGCAGAUGGUGCUGGUGCUGGACUGCCAGCUGGAGAAGCUGCCCAUGAGGCCCCGGGACCGAGCCCGGGUCAUCGACGCGGCCAAACACGCCCACAAAUUCUGCAACGUGGAGCAGGACGAGAACGCGUACCUGAAGCGGCCCGAGGGCAUCGAGAGGCAGUACCGCAAGAAGUGCGGGAAGUGCGGGCUGCUGCUUUUCUACCAGCACCAGGCCAAAAACAACCCGGCCACCUUCAUCGUGGACGGAGCCGUGGUCAAGUUCGGGCAGGGCUUCGGUAACACCAGCGUGUACAGCCAGAAGCAGCCGGAGGCUCCCAAAAAGGUCCGCGUGAUGAUGACCAAGCGGACCAAAGACAUGGGCAAGUUCAGCUCCGUCACCGUGUCCACCAUCGACGAGGAGGAGGAGGAGAUCGAGGCCCGGGAGGUGGCCGACUCCUACGCCCAAAACGCCAAGGUGAUCGAGAAGCAGCUGGAGAGGAAGGGCAUGAGCAAGAGGAGGCUGCAGGAGCUGGCGGAGCUGGAGGCCAAGAAGGCGAAGAUGAAGGGUACACUGAUCGAUAAUCAGUUCAAGUAGAAGUAGAGUUAAGGGAAACGUAAUUUACGUUGCUUUACGACCGAUUCUCAGCUUCCUGCACCUCAGACUGUGGUGAAAGCACGUUAGACGUUUUAAGUAUAGCAAAAAAUAAUAACUUAUAAUAACUUAUAACCCUUUGAAACCUGAGAAAUUGGUUUGAUUUCAUUCAAAG